UGCGAUUCAUUUUUAAGAAAAAAUACUAAGAAAUGUAUUGUGGUAAUUGUUCGGAAGGAGUAGUGGAAGCUAUAGAAACUCUUACAAAAAUCUAUGGAAUACAUAAGUUUACAUACAGGGUGACACCGGCAGGUCGUCACGCUUUGACCUACGACGAAGAAUCCUGGAAACCAAAUGAAGAAGAAAAGUCGAAAGAAAAGAGCGAAUUCUCGCGAUCUGCAGACGCGCGUCAAAGUAAAACAAAACGUGUGAAGAACUACCUAAAAAAAUGCAAAAACGCGCUUGGUAGUCGUUCGAAUAGUUCGGAACAAUCUUCCAACGGGGAACCUGGUCCUUCGUCUUGGUAUCUGGAUAACCCUUUAGGAAUACUCGUUAACGAAAGUCAGGUCAAUGAAUUAGAAGAUGUUUUUGAAGACGCGCAAGUCGACGUUAAUCUCGGCAGUAAAAAACUUGAAGUUGCUAAUGUCGUUGAAGUUAAAGGUCCUAAACCCGACCAAACGGUCGAAACGGAUGACGUUUUAAAGGUUACUCCGUUAAGUAAAGAAGCCUUCUCGCCUCCCUUGAUUUCCAUGCAAGAGACGGAUGACGAAAGCGACGAAAUUUUGUAUAAAGAUUGUGAAGAAACCAAUUUUCAACAAGAGCAGACCAAAUGCUCGGUUAAAAGUGAGGCUGAAAGCUUGGUUGAUAAAUAUUUCGGUGGUUUAUACAAAAAUUAUGAACAAUCCCGAAAAUGUUUAAUCAGACAAGCAAGGGAUUUACUUGUCUGCGACUACCAUGGAUGCUUGAUUAGGUUUGAAAAAGAUUUCUGUAUCCCAGCUUUAAAACUACUUCAACGAAUUAAGAAUGAGAAUACCUCUGACAUCACAUUAUCAACUGGUUGGCCGCUAUGUCACGGAAAAUCAGGAAUAGUCGCCCAUCUAGGCCAACUAGACCCCUCCACAGUCCGUAACCGGGACUGUUACCUUUGCGUCCGCACCCGCAGCGCGCCAGGCAUAGAAGUAACCCUCUUCUGGCGCAACAACCACGAGCUCCAUUGGCGUACAAUCGCCGAGUUUCGCGAUCCGCUGCAAAACCUAGAUGACAUCAUGUGUUCGAGUCUGAGAUCGCCCGCCGACCUGGAGAUCAGUUCCUACGAUGAUUACGACGGCAGAGAACUUCCGGAGUUGCUUCAGAACUUGCUGGUGUCGGUGGAACACGCAAUCAAACGGGUGCCGCUCGACGAUCUCGCGUUUCCGUGUCCGCAAUGCCUGCAGUUUUUGCCGGUUGAUCGCCUGGACGAAGAUCCUUCGUCCUGCGUCUGUCAGUGCUCGUGUCGGUUACCGGAAAGUCCUGCCCCUAUGAAAAACAUUUCCGUACAAACUAGUCCCAUGUUCGAGUUCGUUAAUUCCAUACCGCAUAUUGAUAGCGACGAGGAUGACGAGAAGGAAUCGAUUCGUUCUGGUUCAUCAAACAAACGCUUAGAAGUAGCCAGGCCUAAACGGAUUACCGAGCUACCGGAUAAACUUUUGAUGUCAGGCAUAAAUUUGCCAGGAACUAUCGAUAAAGAAGGAAGACCUAUUAUCCUGGGAUAUGCAGAAUGUAUAUCACGUGCAGGACUAAAUAAAUAUGAAAUCGCCAAGUUAUUGCUGUACUAUGCUUCUAUUCCUACUGUUGAUGGUAAUGAAAAAGAGUUCACAAUACUUCUACUAGCAGAAAACGAAGCAGAUUACAAAGUUUUAGAACUACUAGAUAAAGCCGUAUGUCUUACAUCAUCAUCCCUAAAUAUAAGAAGAUACCUGGUUUGGACACCCGGCAAUAAAAAACAAGAAGAAAAUAGAUUGCCUAGUCAAACACAGACAAUAUUCGUAACCGAUGAAACCGCCCUGGAAAGGUACCUGAAAAAAGAUCAUGCACCGGCCAGUUGCGGCGGUUCUUGCACUCACGACCAGCUGGAAUGGGUGGAGUUCUUCAAACAGCUCGAGCCGUUUAUUUCCGAAUGCAAGAAGGCGGCCAGGAGCAUUUUGUCCACCUUAUCGCAACUUCGAAACGAGGAAAUGCCGCACCAGAUAACUAGGAAAUUUUUGAAUCAUCAAUGCAGACAAAUAACCAAAGCAUUGGAAUCGGAGACCGUGCAAAAGCUACGGCGAGAGGGAAAGAAGACUUUGGACAGCAUCUCCGAAAGGAGUCAAUGGCUACCGCACUGCAAGGACGUAAAGAGGAGCGUAAGCUUCGCCUACGAUUCCCACAAUUCCGUGGAAAGGGUCGCCAAAAGGUUGGAACAACUUAAACAGGAGAGAAUUGAAAGGAUGAAGGAACUGGCCAGGUUCAGAACCCUGCAGACCGAGGCCGAAGAGCUUUCAAACUGGAGCAACAAAGUCGGUGGUGAGACUUUGAAUGGUUUAAUUUUACGCCUUCGGUCGACCGUGGACGCGGCUGGCGCCAAGAAUGUGGCCAAUGAUUUCGAAAAAUUUUUCUUUAGUGCAUGGAGGCAAUAUGAAAAAUCGAAAGACCUAGUGAAGGAAUGCAAAAACAUUAAGACUCCAAAAGGUCAAAAUCCGAUGGAGGAGAUCAACAAAUUAGAAUUGAACAUGGAUGGUUUCAAGGAGAAACUGGAAGAUACGAGGGAACGUAUUGAGGAUACCUCAAGAUGUUUCCUUCUUUUGGAGUCUUGCCACGAUAUUCUUGAAGACGAUAAUAAGGAACAGGAGGAAUUUAUAAAACUGGCCGAAAAAACUGGAAAUGAGAAGUUAAUUCAAAUAUGCAAGGCUGUACAAAAAAACGAGGAAACUAAACCCAACCAGCCACCUGACAAAGACAAGUCCUACACUACGGACGAAAUCAGCGCCACCAGCACGCCACUGAAAACCCAGAACACGCAGAUCAGAAGGAGGUCCGUGAGCUCGGUGGCGUUCAUAUACCACUGCAACCACCACGCGGCCGGACAACAAUGCAAUUGCUACGAAUCGGACGCGGAAAACUCCGUGUCGUACAAACUGAAAAAGCGGUACAUCGCCCUGCAAAACUGUGCCUGUAGUGGUGUGAGUGGUAACAAGGACUCUUUGGAGCGGAAAAAUAGCGGUACCCUGGAUGGUAUCAAGGAGGAAAGUGUGGAGAAUCUGUUGGAGAAAAUCGAAUCUGAUCGGAAUGAGUGUAAACGUUGUGAUAGCGGGUUGUCGACCGCCGACAAUUCCGUGGGUGAAGAGAGUGUUUAUAAUAAGAAAAAAUUGCAAAGGACUUGCUCUUGUCAGCAUUAUCGCGAGGGUUGUAAUCUGUGCAGCGCAGGCAGUUCCAGUGCUGGUUCAAAUCCGGACCAGAUGGAUAACCAGCAGGACAGUAUUAUUGAAGAAGGAAGUGAUGGAUUUAAUAAAAGCAAUAGUAGUGGCGACAUUGAAGACGAUCCGUAUACCGAAGAAAGAAGAAAAGUCCCUCCUGUAUCAGCCAAUAAUCACUUGUAUUGUCACGCUUCAACUUUAGACUUACCGUCAGAUGCCUUGUAUAAUAACAUGGACCCAAAGACUCAAAAAACACUUACGUAUAUAAUUAAAGAGAUGAUAGAAACUGAACGGGAUUACGUCAAAUCCUUAGACUACGUCAUAGUAAACUAUAUUCCCGAAUUGCAACGAGAGGACAUUCCGCAAGCGCUCAGAGGUCAAAGGAAUACCGUUUUUGGAAACGUGGAGAAAAUCUACGAAUUCCAUAGUCAGUAUUUCCUGCACAAACUGGAAGAUUGCGAACACAAUCCCUUGCAAGUCGGGCAAAUAUUCCUAAAAUACGACAAAAGGUUUUAUUUAUAUGCCCUAUAUAACAAAAAUAAACCCAAGUCGGAUUCGCUCAUGUCUGAAUAUGGAUCUAUAUUUUUUAAGAGUAAGCAAAUCGAAUUGGAAGACAAGAUGGACCUUGCAAGUUACCUGUUAAAACCUGUACAGAGAAUGGGUAAAUACGCAUUGCUUUUGCAACAAAUAAUGAAAGCUUGCACCCCUCACAAUCUGAACAUUGGAGAUAAUAAUAGAAUAAUUACUGAACUGGAAGAUCUUAAACUUGCCGAAGAAAUGGUGAGAUUCCAACUAAGACACGGAAAUGACCUAUUGGCCAUGGAUUCUAUUAGAGAAUGUGAUGUUAAUCUAAAGGAACAAGGAAGGCUACUACGACAAAACGAGUUUUUGGUUUGGGAAGGCAGAAGUGGAAAGAAGUCGCUUCGACAAGUUUUCUUGUUUGAAGAAUUAAUAUUAUUCAGUAAAGCCAGAAGGUUCCCAGAUAGAAAGAAUCUAGACUUAUACAUCUACAAGAAUAGUAUUAAGAUGACGGAUAUAGGUCUAACAGCAAAAAUAGGCGAUAGUCCAACCAAAUUCGAAAUUUGGUUUAGAAAACGAAAACCCAACGAUAUUUUCACUUUGCAACCUGUAUCAGAAGAUGUUAAGAAAGCUUGGACGGAGGAAUUAUCUCAGUUGCUUUGGAGACAAGCCAUUAAGAAUAGAGCUGUUAGAAUGGCAGAGAUGUCCUCAAUGGGUAUAGGAAACAAACCAUGUCUUGACAUUAAACCCAGCCAAGAUCAAAUUAACGAUAGAUCUAUUAGUUUUGCUCAACUCAGUCGAACUGCUCCAAGAUUUAGAAACUCAAUCGCAGGUUCGGUGACCGAAUCUUGCAGAAGUUCAAAGCGUCCUCACUCCGUGAUUUCAAUGUCGAGCGUCUCUUCAGGGAGUACCAGCUCCGCAGGAUCAGCAGGAACUCCAACUGGACCUGUUAACUCCAGUCUAAGCUUUGAAUCGGGCUGCGAAAGCCCGAAGCCUUACCACAGAUCUGCCACACUUAAUAGCCAAUGUUCCAUGGAGAGUGGGAUAAUUGCUGAUAUGUCGAUGGGUUCAGACGAGUGUUCGGAACAAGCACAAACUGGUCUCUAGGAAAAUCAAUUUUGUUAUUAUAUUAAUUUGGCUGUUUUAAGUCAACACACACCAUGUGCCAGAUAUCUACCAAUUAGUUUAAGUUAUAUAUUUUUAUCAUAUUUUUACAAAUAAGUUUUAUAUUUAAUAAAAAAAAUUACAAAAUUUGUAGAUAUAUUAUCAGUUACAUUAUAAUUUAUUUUGUUUAAUAUGUUUUUAAUAUUUAAAAAUCAUAGUUUAUAUGCUUUAACAAUAAUAAAUCAUAAUAUAAGUCAGUUUUUGUACCUUAAAAAUGUUUGAGAAACCGUACUUAAAUUCAUUAACUCACAUGUUUUGUUGAUAAAUAUUUUAAAUAAACUAUGAAAUAGCAUUCAGGGAAUUGAUUACACUUGUAUGGUAAUUAUUAAAUUUUCCGUACCUAACUAACAACAAACACUAAUCUUUCUUACAUAGUAUGUGUAACAAAAAUUGUAAACGCAUUAAUAAUUUUUAUAAUACACUAUAAUAGUCAUAUAAAUAAAUAAUCAAAAC
Messenger RNA from Brassicogethes aeneus, 5387 nucleotides. The record is from the annotation of a GenBank genome assembly. Lineage: Eukaryota; Metazoa; Arthropoda; Insecta; Coleoptera; Nitidulidae.